Myxocyprinus asiaticus (Chinese sucker) is the source of this 1626-nucleotide messenger RNA. Its product is annotated as tumor protein D53 homolog. The transcript has 8 exons. The coding region runs from base 108 to 731 and encodes 207 amino acids. The record is from RefSeq and is a predicted model, not a curated record. Gene Ontology annotation, biological process: positive regulation of apoptotic signaling pathway; positive regulation of MAP kinase activity. Gene Ontology annotation, cellular component: cytoplasm. NCBI's taxonomy places the organism in Eukaryota, Metazoa, Chordata, Actinopteri, Cypriniformes, Catostomidae.
UUGACAGAAAAAGUGUUUGUGCGGAACGAGUGAGUUUGGUGAGAUAUUUCUUUGAACUGAGUGGUUUUGUGAGUGUACUGGACUUACAUUUGGACAGUACCGCUGAUAUGGAGCCCAGACAACAGGGUUUAUUGGACAAAGAACCUCUAAAGGAAGUGGACGAGGAUAUGGUGUCAGAGGUGGAUCUCAACAACACUGUCACAGAAGAGGAGCGAGAGGAAAUGCAGAAUGAACUGGCUAAGUUAGAGGAGGAAAUCAUUACUUUAAAGCAAGUCCUGGCCUCCAAAGAGAAGCGCCACUUGGAGUUGAAACAGAACCUGGGGAUCACACCAUUGAGUGAACUACGACAGAACUUCAGCAGGAGCUGGUACGAUAUGCAGACUAGCACAGCAUACAAAAAGACCUCUGAGACUCUGAACACGGCAGGGCAGAGAACCUCUGCAGCCUUCAGCAACCUGGGCACUGUCAUUAGCAGGAGGUUUGGAGACAUGAGGUCAUAUUCUAUUGGCUAUUCUAUACACCAUUCAAUGAGUAUGCCUGCAAUGAGGAACUCACCUAGUUUCAAGUCCUUUGAGGAGAAAGUUGAAUGCACAGUUUCUAACAUCAAGUCAAAGGUUGGAAGUACGGGAGGUGCGGGCAGUUUUGAGGAGGUCUUGUCAUCAGCUGCCAACGCCAGUGCCCAGGACACCCCUACAAACAACAAAACUGAGAGCAGUGAGCGCACAUGCUAAGAGUAUUAACGCAGUAUACCAGAUUACACAUGGAAUUCUGGUGCCCCCUAGUGGUCUGGAGACCACAGUGCGAGCUGAAAGCAUUAAAAUUGCACUAGGGGCCCAAAAUAGGGUUAAUGCAUGCCUUUCAGAUGUUACACUUGUGUGCUGAAAUAUUUAUCCAAAAUAUUUCCUAUCUUUUGAAUGGAAAAAAACAAUCAUGUGGAGCACAUUUAUCUUUAACUCUUGGUCAAAACAUGUAUAUUUUUCAAGAUGGCUGCAUUUAACAAAGUAAUUAUUAAUGUCCUGCUUUACUUUUGUCAUUAAUUUAUACUAACUCAACAUUGUGUGUCCGUAACGAAGCUUAAGACAUUUCUAGGACCAAAAAUAAUGACUGUGUAUCCAAUCCUAAGAGAGGCACUUGAGAAUGUUUAACAAAAACUGAUGUCAGACCUACUAUUUAAAUAUUUGUUAUUUCAUUUAUUUGUUAAUUGUCUUAUUCUUACUGUAUACCCUACAACUAGAGCAUACGUAUGGUGAUUAUGUAGGAUUUAUGUUUCUCAGUGAUGGCUUUAAAUUUAUAUUGUUAUGAUGUAUUGGCAAUAAUAAUUGUCAUUGGCCAAAAAUGUAUAGCAUUACGUUUAUCCUGUUUUUUCUUUUCUUUAUAAAUAUUGUAAACCUUUGCAUCCACUUAAUGGAUUUAGCUUUGACACUGAGGUCAGUUGUUGUUUUAAAUAACAUGUUUUUAUAACUUAAAAGAUCUAACUUCAAGUACUCAGUGUUGAACUUGACCUGCUGUUGGCAUAACUUUUGCCAUUAAACGAUUUUUGCAAAGUCACCAAGUCCUGGACCAUUAGUCCUGAAAUGAAGGUGAACUGGCCCAUAAUCAGAAACCAUAAAAUUAACAUUAAUUUUA